Symbiodinium natans is the source of this 732-nucleotide messenger RNA. The record is from the annotation of a GenBank genome assembly. Lineage: Eukaryota; Dinophyceae; Suessiales; Symbiodiniaceae.
AUGGCGGAGUACAUCGAGGGGGCCGGCCUGUCCGACUACUGGGCCAAGCAGAAAGCGCUAGAUGCAACUCUCCUGGCCGGGGUCUGGCUGCUGGUCGUGGGCCUCCGGAUCUGGUCCUGGCAGAGUGACGCGGCUGAGGACACGCUGGGUGCCCUGGAGGUCCUGGCGCCCGUCGCCUACGCCUUCACCACGGCCAUGCUGCUAUGUGCGUGCUACCUCCAGAACUCGAAAUGGCGCGGCAUCUCGCUGGCCAUCGCGGCCUUCGCGCGCAGCGUCCUCGAAGGCGAGAUCUCGUGCAUGACCGCUCGGAUGAAGUGGAGGGAACUCAUCGGCGCCAUGCGUCAGACGUCGCGAAUGUACCAGCUGACAGCUGCCUCUUUGGCGUCGACCACGGUACUUGUGGCUUUUGCGAUGCUCUACGACAUCUUUAAGGGUUACGGAGCCAAUGCUGUUCCGAACGUGGUCCUGGCCCUCGUCAUGCCAUCAUCCCUGUAUGUCGCUGCCUGCGCAACUGCGGAUUGCACGCGGUUGCCUUCCUUGCUAUGCAUGCUGGAUGGGGAUGAAGAUGAAGAAGGGGAGUACAUGGACCUCGCGCUGUUCCUGACCCUUAGCGAGUCCGGGUUCUUCAUGUGGGACACGCGGGUGACGCUUGGCGUCCUGCAGAAGUUUGUGUACUUCACCGCGGCGGUGGUGGGCACGAUCAGCUUUCAGCUGAAGCUGAUCGCUGUCUGA